GUCAGGGCUAGAAGCGAAAGCGGCCCCGGAGUAGAGCUCUUCAAAAAUGGAAAUGAACCACGGGAGCUUUCGCGAAUUCAUCGGUAGUCGGGAUCAUCGUCAUCGUCGCGCAUCGUGAAUCGAGAUUGAGGGCGUGAUGCUUCGAAAGUCAAGAGGUCGAUACAUGACCUGCUUGCCGGCACUUGGGAAUUCCCCCUUGGCUGCGGCCUGUGCUGCGCUCAACGUCCAGGUGAGAAUGAUUACCCAGAAUAUGUUCAGGUGCUGUGUGCUGACAAGGGGCUUGGAAUAAUGUGCCAUGACGGUCAACUCACGAGUCAUCAAAACGUUCCUACAGUGGUCUCCGGAGGCUAUCGAGGUUCCUCUGAACGACGGCUUGCGCAUCCAAAUCCUUCCCACCGUCGACGAUCUUCUUCGUGCCCGAAAACAUCAAGCCAAGCAUAUCGAGUCAGCGCUCAUGCAGCUCGUAUGGAAGGACGGCAAUGAGGUUGACGACGAGGAGGAGAGUGCUCCUCCCAUGGUGGAACGAAUCGUUGAAGUCGAUGCGGAGAGCGGCGAGCCGAAACGAGAAAAGCGACCGGUUCACUUGCUCAACACCUAUCUCGUCAGCAUCACGCUCUUGAUCGUUACAGUAUCCCUUAGGUCCGCCUGGAGGCAGCUCGCUAUUGAAGUUAUGGUUGAUGGUGACUUUGUCCGUCUUGCUCUCGUCGUCCUGGCACCGGUCCAAAUCUUCUUCACUCUAUUCUUCGCUCAGGUCAUUGUCGACUGCUUGGCUCAGAUAUUUGGACCUAUUCAACAGCUCUCGGUCAACUCAAAGUUUUACUCGGCCAAACUGCCGCCGAGGCUGCAGACCCCUACCCUACCUCACGUUACGGUGCAGUGUCUGUCUACAAAGAAGGCCUCACCGGUGUCAUUGCUCCCACAGUCAAGUCGAUCAAGCACGCCAUCUCCACACCGCCAGGAACGAAUUGAGUUCUAUGCAGACCACAGCAUCGGUUGGGUUGCCCGCCCUAGACACGGCGAAAACGGCUUCCAGCGCCGUAGCAAGUUCAAGAAGGCACCCAACAUGAACUUUGCCCUCAUGAUCUCGUGCAAGGUGGAAGAAAAGCUUAGCCAAAUCCAGAGAUCCCCGGAAUGGUCCCAGCAUGACGAAGCUCAAGCCUGUGAGCGCGCCCUCCAAGAGGUUCUCGAGGAAGAUGGCCGUGCCUGGACUGACGGCAAUAUUCGGAUGGGCGACUACAUUCUCUUGAUUGACUCGGAUACCCGUGUAUCAGCCGACUACUUGCUUGAUACUGUCUUGGAGAUGGAGCAGUCCUCUGACGUUGGUAUCAUGCAGUUCUCAUCGGGUGCUAUGCAGGUUGUCCACACGUAUUUUGAGAACGGUAUCACCUUCUUCACCAAUCUGAUUUCCAGCGCUAUUCGGUAUACCGUCUCCAACGGCGAUGUUGCUCCCUUCGUUGGUUACAACGCCAUUCUUCGUUGGUCUGCCAUCCAGCAAGUCUCGUACGGGGAUGAAGAUGGCUACGAGAAGUUAUGGUCCGAGAGUCACGUGUCGGAGGAUUUCGACAUAGCUCUACGAUUGUAG
Messenger RNA from Neurospora tetraspora, 1582 nucleotides. Its product is annotated as glycosyl transferase family group 2-domain-containing protein. The record is from RefSeq and is a predicted model, not a curated record. Lineage: Eukaryota; Fungi; Ascomycota; Sordariomycetes; Sordariales; Sordariaceae. The transcript has 3 exons. The coding region runs from base 296 to 1582 and encodes 428 amino acids.